Messenger RNA from Schistosoma turkestanicum, 1880 nucleotides. The record is from the annotation of a GenBank genome assembly. NCBI's taxonomy places the organism in Eukaryota, Metazoa, Platyhelminthes, Trematoda, Strigeidida, Schistosomatidae.
AUGGUGACGCUCGUAGUUUGACAUUGUCGUUACAGUUUGUCAGUCUUGUCAACCCUGUUGAGACCGUACAGUUUUGUCCUUCUAUUCACUCCUUAUCCUUAUCAAAGUCAAGAGUUUACGCAUCUGCACUGUCUUUGUGUGGAAUUUCGUCACAGCUUUCACGUAAAUCUUUCAUUCCUUAUUUCCGUAACUCUGGGGAAAAUUCUCACUGUUUACUCUGUGCUGGAGAAGAAAUUGAACGUCUGAUGCAUUUUUGCCCGUGCUUUCACUAAUUUUACUGACAGACUUUCCCCGAAAUCUCAAAUUUCCUCUUUAUUUCCCCUUCUCUGAUUGCUUAGGAAUCUCAGAGGCUCUGAUUUUCUGCUAACGUCCACUUGAUACUCAUAGUUCUACAUUGUCGUUAUUUCAGAGUAUGUCUGGUUCCACGGAUUUUCGACUACAAACCUCGAUAUUAUGUCACUCUUUUCUACUUGCCAGUACAAAUAAACAAGAUGCUGGUUACCUGACUGACUUAAUGGAUAGCACGGAUACUGAUCUUGCUUGUGUUCCCAAUGGACAAGAAAUUAUUGAAUCAUUGCUUCAGUUAGUCAGAGAUUUUAAUCAACGUUUCACUCGAACAAAUGAAAUAGAACCAGUUGCUGAAAGUUUGGGUAUUGAUUCAGAUAAACCGGUUGAUAAGACGUCUUUGGAAAUAUUCUAUCUUGAAAUAUUGAACGGGUUAUUUGAAAAAUUAAACUGGGGCCGUAUUGUAGCCAUGUUUGCAUUUUUGCGUAUAUUGGUUUUACGAUUAUCCAAACAUGGACACGGUGAUGCGAUAAAGAUACUUAUCAAAAUAACAAGUCAGUAUUCUGAUGAGAAGUUGAAGAAUUGGAUUAAUCUUCAUGAUGGUUGGUCUGGAUUAAUCGAAUUCAGUGGUCAUCAAUUUGUCAAUGAUGGUCAGGAACUAAUCUGGAAAACAUUACGUAACGUCGGUGGGUUUGCCACUGGAGCUGUUGGAGCAUUGGGUUUAGCUGCUCUUGUUGGUUAUAUUGCAAAUAAGAUUUAAUUCUAAAGCAUUAUAUUAGUAAAAAUAUUGAUUGGGCUUUCGUUUAUCAGUAAAUAUCACUAAGACCAUCACUACUACUGUUAAUCAUCUUUUUUUUUAAAUUACCAUUCAAGAGGGCAAUGAAUGCCUUUUUUUUUCUGUGCAUACAUCUUCAACACAUUGUUAUGUGAUUGGAAAAUUUUUAAAACUUUUUUCUUUGUUUCUUUUUCGAUGAGUUUAUCAUCAUCAUCAACAAUAAUAAUAAUAAUUAUUAUUAUUAUUAAUUGCUGUGCCUGACAUUUCAUCAUUUUGUGUUCAAUUUGUUUUUCAUACGUUGAAUCUUCAUCAUUUUACAUUAAUUGAAAAUAAUAAUUACAGGCUUAAUCAAUUAGCAUUUCAUAUAAAACAACACUGUAGAUAGUUGAAUAUAUAAUAAACUAACCAAUCUACUACUACCAUUUUCAUUAAACAAAUACUGUUUUUUUGUUUCAUUUUUAUGUUUUUUUUUGUGUUUAUAAGGAACAAAAUCUAUUUCCCUGUAUUUAAAUAUCCCUAUUUCCCUUGUUUCGUUUGUUUACAUUAUGUUGCUUUCUUUCUAAGUAACAUAUUUAUCUAGUCUUCAUUAUCUCUAACAUUAUCGAUAUCGUUUUGUUAGUUGAUUUUUUUUAGCGCCUGGUCUUUAUUACCUAUUUGAUUUGGUGUGUGUGUGUGUGUUGAACUAGGUGUAAUACAUACAUAAUACUGAAGUUUUCUUAAUGUAUGUACAACAACUGCGAAUACAUACGAUAGUGGUUUUUGUUAUUAUUUUGUUGUCUAUAUUCAUUUAUCUAUUGAAAUUCAGUUUUUUUGAGUUAAA